Molecule: messenger RNA, 1005 nt
Organism: Saccharomyces kudriavzevii IFO 1802
Lineage: Eukaryota; Fungi; Ascomycota; Saccharomycetes; Saccharomycetales; Saccharomycetaceae
Gene: IPI1
Product: Ipi1p
Exons: 1
Coding region: 1-1005 (334 amino acids)
Biological process (GO): rRNA processing
Cellular component (GO): nucleus
Source: RefSeq, a predicted model, not a curated record
AUGACAAAAUCAAGAAAGCAAAAGCAAAAGAAGAAAGAUUUUCUAAGAAAAAAGUUGAAAGUUGGUAAGCCGAAGGAAAAAGCAAGCAAUGCUACCGAUACUUCUUUUGUUUCCAAAACCAUCUCCAUAAGAAACCAACAUCUAGACCAAGAUCCGCAUGAUCUGACGAAACGAUUAACGCUGUUAAAACAUCAUAACAUCAAUGUUAGAAAAGAGACUCUGAUAAAGUUCCAGAAAUCAAUACCUUCCAUAAUAAAUUCACGACUUAUGACACCACUGCUCACUCAAAGUAUACCGUUAAUUUGCGAUGAAUCGCAGCAAGUACGCCAGGGGCUAAUCGACCUUAUAGACGAGAUAGGUAGCCGUGAUGCUGAGAUUCUGAAAUUGCACUGCAACAUUUUUGUCUUAUACAUUAAUAUGGCAAUGACCCAUAUUGUUACGCAAAUUCAGGCGGACUCCACAAAGUUUCUUUCUCACUUGUUGAAGUUUUGUAGCGAUGAAGUAGUAAGAAAAUCUUGGGUUAAACUUCUCAAUGGUGUUUAUGGAGUUCUUGGUUGGGGCCAAGUUGGUAAAAAUGAAAGUGCAAGUGUAGUACAAACAAAGAAGCGAAACGCUAAGUAUGUUAGUAUUCAUCUCAGUGCCCUAUACACACUUGUUGAAUACGGAUGUCAAGAUGAAUCUGCCAGGGGUGACAACGACGCAGCACAGUCUUUGGAACACACCAGUGAGUUACGAAACCCAUAUUUAAUUCCUGAAUACCCUCAGCCGUUUGAGCAUUUGAAACUGUUUACCAGAGAACUGAAAGUCAAGGAUGCAGCGGCAAAUGGAGCCAAUGCUGCUCUAUUGUCGUUGGCUACACAAGACAUCGAUACUCGUAGAGCUGCUUUCAGCGAACAAUUUCUGCCCAUAGUACGCAAACAAAUUGAAAUCAUCAUUAAAGAAGGGGGUGAGUGCGGUAAAAGUGCAAACAAUCUUAAGAAGCUGCUUGCAAAAGUCUUCGACUAA